AUGCAGGCCAAAUUGGAAGGCGGUGUACAAGACACCAAUGGCACUAACGAAAGAAGGCACAUUGUGGAGGCUAUGCGAGCCUUCGAGGAGUGGGAGAACUGCGGAGUUCUGCAACAAAGCGAUAGAAAUAGAGUGGUCAUAGAGCUCCGAGGAGAUGACUCGAUCAUGAUUUUCGAAAGUGCUGUGCUGAGUGCUUUAUACUUCACAUCUUUUUGUGCGAGUGGCAGACCCAUGGAAGGAGUGAAGCAAGAAAUAUGGAGCAAUCAGUGCGAAUACCUUCGUAAUAAGCAACAUGAGAUAUCUGCACCGUUGCCUGGGUACCCUCAUCUCAGCUCCAAUACAUCAAAACACGACGUUGUUGGAAGACUACAUGCCCUCAACCAGCAGUUUGCCACCCUAGUCCGUAGAGGUGCUUUGCUACACAACACUUAUCGCUUGUUCCACGUGGCGAUGGAAUAUUGGUCUCGAUACAAGUACAGACGCGAUGUCGGUGAAGUGGCACCAAGGAUGGGGAGCUUACCACCAAAUGUCCUGUAUGGCGAUCAGAGAGAUGGUGGCUUUGGCUGUGGCCUAGAUUACAGGAGCCGUCAGUGUUAUGGAGUGCAGCAAAGCCCCCCACAUCGCUUUCAGCCCAAGCAAACCAGAGUCUCCGAAGGCAUGAAAGCUCGUGGUGCUUCCGAUUUAGCUCAGAGCAUGUUGAGUGGCACUCAAGGUUUAGCUGCUCGAGAGGAAACCCUAAGACUACUUGCGGCUGAGAUACAUCACGAAGUGAGCCUCACGGCCAAAUUGCCAGAAGAAAUAGCCGCUGCCCACCGCCAGUAUGAACUGGAGUUCAAGGAAUGGGUGGACAAGCUG
This is a messenger RNA of Ostertagia ostertagi, 855 nucleotides long. NCBI's taxonomy places the organism in Eukaryota, Metazoa, Nematoda, Chromadorea, Rhabditida, Trichostrongylidae. The record is from the annotation of a GenBank genome assembly.